AUGUUAGUCGAUAGGGAUAAGUUCCGGUUCGCGUACGAGGAACUCAAGGCGGAUGGACGCGCGUGCCCCGUGCACGUCUACGUCUCCACCGCGGACGUCGACUCGUGCUGCGCGUUCAGAAUCUUGAAGACGAUGAUGGCGUCCGACGGGAUUCCGUUCGCGGCGUACCCGGUGAGCGGGUACCAGGAGCUUCAGAACCUCGGGGAGAAGCUCCCGAAGGACGGGCAGAACCGAAGCAUCGUGCUCAUCAACUGCGGCGGGACGGAGAACGUCCGCGAGCUCCUCGGCCUCCCCGAGGGCACGCGCGUGUUCGUGUUCGACUCGCACCGCCCGCUGGACCUCGAAAACACGCGCGGGGACAACAGGGACGUCCUCGUGCUGCGAGACGAACGCGAGGGCGAGGAGACCUUCCCGGAGCCAGACUCGGAUUACGGCGACAGCUCGGACGGCUCCGACAGCGAUGAGAGCGACUCCGAGGACGACGAUUCCGACUCCGAGGACGACGACGAGGAGGAGGAUGCGGACGAAGAGAACGAGUCCGGGGACGAGAACGCGGGCGCGGGGAGGGAGAACGAGCGCGCCGGAGCCGCCGCCGCGGCGGGGAAGGAAGACGAACGUCGCGAGGGAAAAAAGUCAUCAAAGUCGGCGAAACGCAAGAGGAGAGAGGACGCGCGCGCGGCUCGACGCGCCGGGCGCGCGUCCCCGCGAACGCGCCGCCUUCGACGACAACAGAAGCAGCUCGAGAGGGUCGCGUACUACUCCCGCGGGUCGUUUUACGGCCGCGCCGCGGGGCUCUUGAUGUACGACAUCGCGCACGACACGCACAAGGACGCGUUGGAUAAGCACUUCCCGCUGUGGCUCGCGAUCGUAUCGCUCACGGAUCAGUACGUGCAUCAACGGCUAUCGCACGAGAGUUACACCGCCGGCGUCAUGGAGCUCGCGACGCAGGUGAGCAACCUCCCGAACGCGGACGCGCCGACGAGCCGCGUCCUCGAUGAGGGCGUCGUCGUCCGCGCGUUUGAAGACCGCCGCGUGCAGUACAGCGAGGAAUUCACGAUGCUGCGGCACUGGUCGCUGUACGAGGCGAUGAUGCACUCGUCGUACGUCUCCACGCGCAUGCAGCUGUGGCGGGAGAUUGGCCGCAAGGGUCUGGACUCUCUGUUCGUCCACGCCGGGCUGCCGUUGGACGUGUGCAAGCAGCAGUACAAACACAUGGCGCCGCAGCACGUUAAACGUCUCAACGAAAAGCUCGAAGAACACGCGAGGGAUCACGGGCUGACGGACUUGAAGUACUGGUCGUUCUCGUUCUCGCACGGGUUCAAGGUGAACAUCACCGCGAGCGACGUCGUGUUCGCGGUGACGUCUCUUCUCGAAGGUCUGCCGAGCGCCACCGGCGCGGACGACGACGCGGAGGGCGACGACGGCGUCGGCGGCGGCGGCGGCGGCGCCGCGUUUUGGCGCGCCACGCGCGCGCUCGGGAUGUCGCAGUGGGACGAGAUGUCCGCGGGGUUGAACCGCGCGAUGCAGACGCAGCGAGCGCUGAUGCGACAGGGCGGCCUCGCGAUGGCGAACAAGGCGGCGAUUCGAACCGUGGGCGGGAUCCGGUACUUCUCGCUGCUCGACCACGGAUCCCCCGCGGACGUCGUGUUUUUCAGACACCCGCUGUCGCUCCUGCGACUGGCGCUGUACCUCCAGGACGCGCUGCGGCUCGUGAAGAAGAUCGAGCGGCCGCUCGUGCUGUCUGGUCCGUCCCCGGACGGAGACAAAGGCCUCGCGCUCGUCGUCGGCGUGACGGGGAAGCCGACGACGGACGACGUCGGCGGAGGGAAUCACUUCGCGCACUCUUUCCGGAGGGCGGCGGAGCACGUGCGCGCGCGGUUCAAGCACGAUUCGUUCGAGGCGAGCGUGCUUCAGGUGGCGGAGAAGGACCUCGGGGAGUUCAUGGAGGCGUUGUCGGACAUCGACGCGGAGAGGGUCGCGCGGGAGCGGAUGCAAGCGACGCAGUGA
Molecule: messenger RNA, 2007 nt
Organism: Micromonas pusilla CCMP1545
Lineage: Eukaryota; Viridiplantae; Chlorophyta; Mamiellophyceae; Mamiellales; Mamiellaceae
Exons: 3
Coding region: 1-2007 (668 amino acids)
Biological process (GO): mitotic DNA replication preinitiation complex assembly; DNA replication initiation; double-strand break repair via break-induced replication
Cellular component (GO): DNA replication preinitiation complex
Molecular function (GO): single-stranded DNA binding; chromatin binding; DNA replication origin binding
Source: RefSeq, a predicted model, not a curated record